AAUCUGGAGGUGUAUGAUAACUUUAAUGAAACACUUUUUAAAUUUCUGCCUAGAUGGCUGUCAUUAAAUACAUCAUACCAGCUCUUUGCACUGUAAAUCAUGGCACAAAAAUCUUUAAUUUAUAGUUUCUUGAGUCUACACAGCUCUUAAUAACAAUGAACAUAACAAGUUGCUCUGGUAACUAACUGAUAAAUUCCUAACUAAUUAGUCAGUUGAAUUAUACAAGAGUUAAAGCAAUAAAUUGCUUCAAUAAUACACACUUUAACUCCAAUAGUGUCCAUUCGUGCGCUAUAUUAACCACAGACUAUAUAUUACACAGCCUAUGAUAUUAACCGAACUUGACUUGAAUGCACUUGUCAGCUUGUGACACUCAAAGCGCGGAGUCUGUGAGCGGUCCGUGAAGGCAGCACCACACUAGUCCGUCCUGACAGAGCGGCACUCUUGAGAGUUGCAACUAACCGCUGCAGGAUGGUGUGAACUUCACAGGAGAUCUGAAACCAAACAUUUCUGUCAUUUAAACUGCAAACCUCUCUCGUCUUGUGCGGCUUCACUUCUGGGACCUGGCGUUUGAACGCAUCAUCUUAUUCUAAUUCUUUUUGCAACUGAGUGACUUUUCUUCACUACUUAUUAUUAUUAUUUGUUUUUAUGUGAGUGUCUAUGGUUGGACCCUGACAUGGCUGAGGUACCGCCACCGCAGGCACAGCCGGUCGAAAUAGACCCGGACUUCGAGCCUCUCUCCCGGCCGCGCUCCUGCACCUGGCCGCUGCCCCGACCGGAGCUCAUCGACCCGGCCAGCUCCAACACCUCCUCCCCGGCGCCGUCAGUGCAGCAGGAGCCCGGAGGAGGAAACAUUAUCAGCAACCUCGGCUUGUUGGAGGAAGACUAUGAAGAGUACGCAGAGCAGAAAGCACCCUGCAGCGUGUUUCAGUGUCGGGAUGGAAACUGCGUGCAUCUGCAUCACCAGCAGCACCACCACCACCUCCAGCAGCAGCAGCAGCAGCAGCUGCACGGUCCGCAGCCUCAGCAACAGGUGCCUCCUCCCGGGGUGCCACCUCUGGGUGGCUCCGGCCAGAGGAAGAGCAGCUCGUCCCGCCGUAACGCCUGGGGGAACAUGUCGUACGCUGACCUGAUUACCAAGGCGAUAGACAGCUCGCCUGAAAAGAGGCUGACACUGUCUCAGAUUUACGACUGGAUGGUGAAGAGUGUGCCUUACUUCAAGGACAAGGGAGACAGCAACAGCUCCGCGGGCUGGAAGAACUCCAUCAGGCACAACUUGUCCCUGCACAGCCGCUUUGUUCGCAUACAGAACGAGGGAACAGGAAAAAGCUCCUGGUGGAUGCUGAACCCAGAAGGAGGAAAGAAUGGAAAGUCGCCUCGACGCAGAGCUGCCUCCAUGGACAACAACAAUAAGUUCGUCAAGAGCAAAGGAAGGGCCACAAAGAAAAAGAUGGCUCUACAGGAAGGGGUUGAGGGAGGAGCAGGCAGCCCUGGAUCCCAGUACGCUAACUGGCUGGGGAGUCCAAACUCCCACAGUAACGAGGACUUUGAAGCCUGGAGCUCCUUUAGGACCCGGACCAGCUCUGACGCCAGUACUCUGAGCGGUCGUCGUUCACCUUUCCCCUCUGAGCAGGAUGACCUGGGUGAGCCUGAUGGCCACAUGAUGUAUCCUGGAGCAGCGAGUACCAAGAUAACCUCCACCCUGCCCAGCCUGUCAGAGGUGGCUGGAUCCGUGGGCCAGCAUGGCUCAGAAAUCGUCAUGGAGAGUCUGCUGGAUAACCUGAACCUGCUGUCUCCUAAGACCCCUCAGCUCGGCUCUGAGUCCACGCAUUCCUCAAAUGCUGCCAUGCUUCAGAGUAGCCCCUACAGCUCCACUGGCCUGACCCCACGGCCACAGCAGGACUACCACAAGUGCAUGUACGGCCCGGUGAGGAUGAACUCGCUGUCCCCUGUUCCCAUGCAGACACUUCCAGAGAACAAGCCGGGCUUUGUGGCUUAUGAGAACCAGUAUAUCUCCCCAGCUGGCCUCCUCAAAGAGCUGCUGACCACAGAGGCAGACACCAGUAGGGACAUGAUGCCCUCCAGGGAUACACUGGUGUCAGAGGUUGGACGGGGAAGUUGCCUAAUGCCUGCUUACAGCAGCCAGAGCCAUGUGAGGGGUCAUAAUGGGGUAAAAAUGAUGAAUCCACCUCAGAGUCACCCAGUUCCUCAUGUAAACCCACAAGCUAUACAUAGUCAGGGUCCUGCUGCCUCACGAGACUUGAAUAGCUGCAACAUGAUACCCCUGACGAGUCUGACUAGUCUUUCAGGGGCCCCUCCUCGGAUGACUAACCUGAGGACGUGCAUGCAGGUGCCCCGAGGACAUCCACCACACAGUCUCGACGUCUCAGCGAGCUACAGCAGUAGCAGCAGCGGCAGCAGCAGCAGUUACAGGGAACUGAACUCAGUUCACCCACACGGUCAUCAUCAGGAGCGGCUGCCCAGUGACCUGGACAGCGUGUCCAUCGAGAGGUUCGAGUGUGACCUGGAGUCCGUCCUCCAUGACACCCUCAUGGACGGCGGGGCGCUGGACUUUAAUUUUGACCCCGCAGCCGGCCCUCAUGGGUUUUCUCAGAGGGUGAAGACGACCACACACAGCUGGGUGUCAGGCUAGGACACCUGGUGCAUCUCAAGCUGGUGAAACUGACAAUUAGUCCGGCAGUUUUUCCCAACAUCACUCCACUGCUCACCUUCAGUCAGAGACUGACAAUAUAAAUCCAAAGACGACACCAACACCAUCGCUCUCCACAGACCAUGUGACACAAAGUUAUUUUCAAAAAUGUACAACUUGAGUUGCACAGUCAUGUUAAUACUUUACUUUAGGAGUAAAAGGAAGAAGUUUAUCAUUCAGAUCCUGAUGCUGAAAUAGGACAGAACAUACCAGCACAGAGACAAACCUGCAUUAGCCUUGUUUACAACUGUCUGCUAAAAACUGGAAAUAUGCAUUUUAUUUUUAAUUGCUGAGUCAUGGCAGAUAAAAAUAUAUAUUAUAGUAGAUUGCACAAAGCAGACCACACUGUCUGGGUGACAACAAAGAGACCUUAAAUAACCUCUCUAAAUGUAUGAUUUGUGGUCAGUCUGACAUUUGGCCAACGCUGUACCUUUCAUUUUAGAACUGUAUUUUGCAGCAGUCAGUUGUCCCUCCUGUGGAACUUUGAGCUUGCCACAUUCAGGUGAAAGAAGCCAGUAUACUGUCAGGGUAGGGAUCAGAGAGUACACAAUACGAUAAUAUCAUAAUAAUAACGGUAUCACAAUACAGUGAUUUUGUUUAGUACAUUGCAAGAAAGUCUUCAGCAACACAUCAGGAUAUCUGUGUAACUGAAGAUGAGAAAACACCCCUAAAAAGGCAAAAAGCAGGAAUUACAAAUGUAUUCACUGCAUUGUAGUGUCAGUUCAGUUAUUUGCUCUCUGACUUGUUUCUCCCCACUUUCUGGCAUUUGAAGUUUUCACUUUAUUGAACAUUAGCUAACUUCAGCUCACUUCACCGUCAUUCUUUUUGGAAGCACCACCAUGAGCAGCCAUGAAAUAGUUAGUUAUGGAAAUCUGUUUAGGGUUAACUCAUCAAGCAGUGGGAUUUGGUCCAGUGUUUAAAUUGUAAACAGAAUUUGAAAAUGGCUUUUAAAUCUUAAGAGGUCUUGAUAGUGUGUUUCAGCAAACUAAAUGUCUGUCAGAGGUGAUGUUCUAUGUGAUCAGUGAGAAAUUUCAUCUUACAAAGCUUAGGUUUACAUUUAGAAGGCCUUUUGAUCACACACUUUAGUGAAAUAAUCAGGCUGAAACUGAAACCAUAUAAAGUGGUCUAUCAUCUGCAUAGAGAGGCAUAUUACCUUUACUGAAAUAGUAAACUUAAUACCCAAGAAGACAUGGAGUGUGACAACAAGCUAUGUGCAUGAAUUUACAACAACAGAUCGCAAAUUAUGAAUGAAAUAACAGUAAAUUCUGAAAAUAUUCUCAUUCGCAUACACACAGUUCAGAUGUUUAUAGUCAGACGUGGCGGUACAGUGCCAGAAAAUGCAGCUCUCCAGUGGAAUAUCAGCCAUAUCUCCUCCUUUGAACCUCCAUCAGACGUCCUUAGAGGCCCCGAAAUGAUUUCAAUCUCUGACUAAAAUGAACUCAUCAAUCAUAUACUGUAUGAAGGUAUUUAUUUAUGUUUUUACUUUGUUGUUGCUGGAUGAUUCAUGCUUUGUACUUUGUAAGCUUCUAAAAGUAUAUGCACUUGCUGUGUACAAUGUAUGCACUGUUCUGAAGUUACUGUUUGUUUUUUCUUUUACAUAAAACUAAUUUCUAAGAAGGACAUUACAGAUACAGUAGAGAUGUUGCCUUCCAAGAACAGUUUACUGAAAGGGUUAGGGUUAGGGUUUUAUAUUGAUCUCAAUCAUUGAAAAUCCCCUUUGUGAAUAUUCUUAGUUACGUUUAGGGUUGUUUAGGAAAUGUGGGUGUUUGGGAACACCUGUGAAGAAUAAUGUUACUCAAGUUAUUUGCCCUUUUUGAACUUUUUAGAGUAGUUGUGAAAAUAUUUUAGCUCAAGUCAAGGAUGACAUGAACCUCUGUAAAUUCUAGAACGGAAAUCUUUCCAAAAUCAUAUCGGAUAAACUAGUAUGUGAAAUACAUCAUGGCUUUCAGGGGACUGGUAUUUUUCAUUUUUGAUGGUCAGAAAUACAUGUAUGCUAUUUAUAAAACAGUUGAUUUAGCUUUUAUUUAUCGUUAUUCCUAUUAAUAUGAAUCAUAGAAAAAACAGAUGAAAAGCAGCCGAUGCUGUCUGUUUUAGGCACCAUGAAGGGUAAGGUUUGCUCUUCCGUUUUGUUGUAUGAGGGUUGUAAGAAUCCUAUACUGAUAAUUUUACGAAUGACCCGUGAUGAUAACGAUAAAGGAAAGUAGAAAUGCAUGGUAGAAAUAGUCAAUAGUUUAGAACCCCUCCCCCCAAAAAUUCUCAAAUCAUGUUUUUAGAGGAGCUCGUGUCCUAUUCAGAAAAAAAUACGCCAUCAGUUUGAAAUCAAAACUGUUUUCAUCACUUUCCGAUAAAGGGAUGUUUUGGAGAAACGGGGGAUUUUCACCUGACUUAUGCCAUGAGAGCAGAUGCGAAUGGAAACGCUGAUGGUGAGAGCCUGAGCUGACUGGAAAUAGAUGAUGGUCUGUUAAGUGUAACCAACAUAGCAAAGGGUUUGCUUGCGAUUUACCUCUAAGCAGCUACGGUUGUUACGCACCAAAGACGUAUUCACUCUACCAAACACAUUCAGAGACGGUGUGCUAAUUCACUGUGCCUACACAUCUCAGAUUUAUAAUGUUGUACAUAUUAUUUUCUGCCGUAAUACAUUUUUGUAUGUGAGUUCUGAAGGCCUUGUUACUCGUCGUCGUGCUGAAACAUUAUACUGUAUGUAUGACUGUGUUAGACAUGGAUGUUUACAUAUCUCAGUCCAAACUAUAUCAAUAAAUAUAUGAACACUCAUACCUCAAAAUAUUUUACCUCUGAAGUGUUGAAGGGAUCUUUCCUGCCAUUUUCCUCAGUGAGUAAUGUAUUGAUUUUGUCUUUAAUUCUGACAUAUGAUUUGUACAUAUUAUUUUUUGUCUUUUUCAUAUUUGGUUAAUGUUGAAACCAGUGAUAUUUGGACCUAUUCAGAGCGACGCUCCAUCUGUAUUUACCUUUCUAAUGUUUUCUUGUGCUUGAGGAUUAUAGCCAUUAGAAUAUAGUAAAUGUUACAUGACAGCAGAGUAAAUGAUUUUAAGUCAAUCGUGAAUUUGUGUGAAAUUGUAUAUUUUGAAAGACUUUUUUUUUAAAAAAAAGAAAGAAAUGUCUCCUCAUUUGUCAUCUGACUAAACUCAUUGAAAGGCAUUCUGUAAAAAGAAUUGAAUUAUGUUGUGGUAUAAAAGCACUACUUCUCUAGUUACUGAACUGUAAUGAAGACAAAUAUGUGACGGGACCAUUUUGACGUAUAGUUAUCUUGCACAAAUAGGAUUUAGUUGAGAAGUGCUUGAGCCUGUUGCAUUUCAUUAGGAAAAAGAAAGUAUAUGGCAUUUUUAUACGUAGCCUCUAACAUUACACAAAUGAUGAGACACAAUCAUGUGCAAACUUUUUCAGGAAAUACAGACUUAUGUUGUCUUUGAUACCCACGUCCAGGCGUUUUUGAACGAAUGCAGUUUUUCUAUAUAUCCUGUUGAAUGCAUAAAUCGUCAUUUGCAAUUAAAGGACAUAAACAAAA
This is a messenger RNA of Stegastes partitus (bicolor damselfish), 6230 nucleotides long. RefSeq names its product forkhead box protein O1-A-like. Gene Ontology annotation, biological process: regulation of transcription by RNA polymerase II. Gene Ontology annotation, molecular function: RNA polymerase II cis-regulatory region sequence-specific DNA binding; DNA-binding transcription factor activity, RNA polymerase II-specific. The transcript has 4 exons. Gene Ontology annotation, cellular component: nucleus. Lineage: Eukaryota; Metazoa; Chordata; Actinopteri; Pomacentridae. The coding region runs from base 674 to 2650 and encodes 658 amino acids. The record is from RefSeq and is a predicted model, not a curated record.